AUGGCGUUGUCACAAGAUGUCAAGCAAUCUUACGUCAAGAUUAUUGACCAGAUUCUUGCCACCAGUGACAUCAAUACCGUUUCAGAGAAGAGAAUCCGAAGAGGCCUCCAAGAUGCUACCGGCCAUGAUCUUGUACCCCAUAAGGCUGAAAUUAAGCAUUUAAUUAUGGAGCGAUUUGAUGUCUUCGCCGCUGAGGCGGAUGCACACUCUGCUGUACCUCCUGGCCCCCCAACUACGAAUGGCCACACGCCAAACGGAACGGGAGCCCUUCCUUAUCAAGGCCCGUCAGCGAAUUCACCAAACAAAAGCGUGGAAGCAGAAGGUGGCCCCGAUGUCACUGAAACGCCACCUCCAGCUAAGAAACGCAAGUCUGAAUUGAUCGACGCUGAUGCAGCAUUCGCGGCUAGGUUACAAGCAGAGGAAAAUUCACGCGCAAGGCCGGUGAGGGCCGCCAGAAAAGCCGCCCCCAUCAAGAAAAAGAAGCCGGUGAAUAAAUCGAAGACUUCCAAAAGAGUCAAAGCCUCCGAUGACUCCGAAGUUGAUGUUUCGGGAACGGAAACUAAGAAAGAAGUGAAUAGAACUGGGGGGUUUCAUAAACCAAUGAACCUGUCGCCCCCUCUUUCUGCGCUCUUGGGUGAAGUGGCGCUGUCUCGGCCUCAAGCCGUGAAAAAGAUAUGGCAAUAUAUCCAUGCCCAUGAGCUUCAGGACCCGGCAGACCGCCGCCAAAUUAUGUGUGACGAUCUCAUGCGUGCGGUCUUCAAACAAGACCGCGUGCACAUGUUCACAAUGACCAAGAUUCUCAACCAAAACCUUUACAACCCCGACGAGUGA
This is a messenger RNA of Ophidiomyces ophidiicola, 831 nucleotides long. RefSeq lists its product as uncharacterized. The transcript is spliced from 5 exons. The record is from RefSeq and is a predicted model, not a curated record. Gene Ontology annotation, cellular component: RNA polymerase I upstream activating factor complex; nucleus. NCBI's taxonomy places the organism in Eukaryota, Fungi, Ascomycota, Eurotiomycetes, Onygenales, Onygenaceae. Gene Ontology annotation, biological process: nucleolar large rRNA transcription by RNA polymerase I; transcription initiation at RNA polymerase I promoter. The coding region runs from base 1 to 831 and encodes 276 amino acids. Gene Ontology annotation, molecular function: RNA polymerase I cis-regulatory region sequence-specific DNA binding.